Messenger RNA from Symbiodinium natans, 1977 nucleotides. Lineage: Eukaryota; Dinophyceae; Suessiales; Symbiodiniaceae. The record is from the annotation of a GenBank genome assembly.
AUGCCAUGCCGAGAGCUAGCUGCAUUGCAGGCAAUGAUGUUUGCCGAUGGCCGACCACGGGUUAGUGCGAGGCUCCAGCUGCUGUUGCUGCAUCCGAGUGACAGAUCGAGCGUAUCAAGGAAUGCCUUUUUGGAGGUCGCAAGUCCUCUGAAGCUGCAGAGCUCGUUCAAGAGACUGACUGCAGAAGAGAGGGACGAGCUUGAGGAAAUGAAGACUUCCAGGUUCGAGCGCGAGGAGGAACACCACAAGGCAGACGGCACAGGUGAUGGUGGUGCUGGUGACAAUGGGGCAGUUCUUCCGCUGCCUGGGUUUCUCACUGCGGUGCCAGGCGUCAGCAACGUGGCAAGCAGCUCGUAUGUUCUCAGUGUGUACGAGUAUGCCAAAGAAAACCCGAUGAUGACAGCCUGGACUGUUGGAACUGCAGCUUUCAGUGCUGCGGCCAGUGCAUUCAGGUCGGUCUAUGACUACUUGUACCCACCAGAGGAUGCCGGCUGGCUGGGUGGUUGGGAUGCUGGCUUGCUGAGUGGUGGUGCUGUGGCUGGGGGCUGGUUUAGCAGCACAGCCGCAACUUCCUCCAGCAGCUGGUUUGGGGGUGGUGUCGGAGCCCAGGCAGAUGCGGCAGAUGCAUCGGGCUCGGGUGGUUGGUUCGGCUUUGGCGGCUCCGCGACCUCCGCCGCUGCCGGCGGGGCCGCAGCCGGCGGGGCUGCAGCUGGCGGGGCAGCGGCAGCUGGUGGCUGGUUCGGUGGGCUCUUCGGAGGUGGCAUUGGCUUCUGCUGCAUUUUGUCACAAGCACGGCUGGAUGGGAGGUUUGCUGGCGACUGGUGGCCUUUCGUAAGUCUAGCAUCUGCUGCAGGAUCCAGUGGAGAAGACAAGGGCCAGGCACAACCUGAUGGCAUUGAGCAGGAAAUCGCCGUGUCUUCGUCAUCGCGUGCGAAGACUGUACCUCACGACCCAAUCCCUGGUCAAGUGCCCGUGUUCGCAACCAAAGACUCAAGGAACAUGAACAUGCAGUCGAAAUGUCAGCGCAUUACCCGACCUCGUGAGCUUGACAUUUUGUUGGCCUUCCUGCCAUCCAGCAUCCCCACGCGAAUUUCAGCAAACUACUCGGAGGAGUUGGUGCUGGUCGGUGGCUGCUGCAAGCAGGUUCUGGUCUUCGUUUUACUUCUGAGCGAGUCAUUGGUGUUGUUCAUCGUCACGCUGUCAGUUUCAGGAUUUCUAUUUGCGAGCAUGAAGUUUUGCCUUCGUCCGUGGGCGUGGCUAGGCAUGGACUCUCACUUACCGAUCCUCUUCGAUCUACAGACAUCGGGGCUGGAGGUUGGCACCUGGGACUACUGCUUCCUCCGAAGGAAGAGCUGGCCAGCAACCACUCUCCGGGAUGUGCGGGUCUACAAAGAGACUCUGGACUCCUUGGGCGAAACCGGAGAAUCUGAGCCAGUUCCGAUUUCCAGCAGCGAGAAGGUGUCAGCCGAGCUCCCGCAGUGCUGCGAUGCUACGAAGGCAUGCUUUGGCUCCUGCUGGAGAUCAUGCUGCUCUAGCGGUUCUGGCAGCUUUCUAGUCUCCGGCGUGUUUCUGGGUGCCAAAGUGGAGAGCAAAGUGGUGCGUCUGACAAGAGAUGUCUGGACCCGGAAGGAGGUAGAGCGACUACUGACCCUGGCCCAGCAGGGACGCCAGCUGCUCGGCCUGCCCGAGGCCCCAGUGGAGCCCGAGAGCGCCUCAGACCAAGUCCAGAUUGUCGAUGUCGAGUGCAUUCCGGUGAGCUGCGUCAUGGGCAAAGAGGAUGGUUUGCCAACCAUUCGGGAGGAUACGAUUCUCCGGGAUGCUACCGAGCCAUCGGUGUUGCCAAUGUUCUCAAAGGAAGCUUCGGAAGUGGCAGCAGAUGAGAGAUGCAUGCCUACAGUGCGGUCAGGUGUUCUGGCUCCGCGCCCGAAGAUGAAGUCUCAAUCCCAGGCCAAGGUGCAAGAUCUUCUUGCGGUUUAG